Vigna umbellata (rice bean) is the source of this 491-nucleotide messenger RNA. Lineage: Eukaryota; Viridiplantae; Streptophyta; Magnoliopsida; Fabales; Fabaceae. The record is from RefSeq and is a predicted model, not a curated record.
UAUAGGCUAAGCUGAGUAAGGAAUAUCCAAGCCACCACUCAAGUACAUCGUUAAUGAAUUCAAUGGCGGCAGUACAAGCCACACUCUUUGCCCUUUGUGUUGAAAAAGAUUGGAAUCAAUGGAAGUUGCCUUCAGCUAUUAGGAUUUUGGCGACACUCUAUUCGGGAAUUGCAGUCACUACAUUCGUUAAUAUUGUCACUUCGUGGUGUGUACGGAAGAAAGGUCCAUUAUAUGCAUCUGUAUUCAAUCCCCUUACCCUUGUGCUCGUGGCUAUCACCGCUCCACUCUUAUUACAAGAGAAACUAUACCUUGGAAGUGUACUUGGCGCAGCGCUAAUUGUGUGUGGCUUGUACAUGGUGCUGUGGAGUAAAAGCAAAGAAAUGAAACAACAAACUGAUUUGGUGUCAUCAGAGACAGAAUUAAUUAGUACGACUGAGGUUGUUGUAGUGUCCACCACCAAUAAGAAUGAGUUAGCAAAAACAGGUGAAUAG